AUGGUCAAGAAUGACUUGGAUAUCUACCCCUUGCCCAUAUCAGUCUUGACUCUUGACCAUAAUUAUAUGGAGGGUAAAGACUUGAUGAUGUUGGGCUAUGUAGCUAAAUCCCACUCUACAAAGUUUGAAAUGAACAGGGGGACACUACAAAAUUUCAAAUUUGGGCGUGAGCGUGAUCCUAUGCAUGUUGAUACCAACGUCACACAGUGUGACUUGGUGACGUUCCUUCUCGCUUCAACCGACAACCAACGCCAACUACUCCACCUUACCACCACGUCGCCGCCAUGCGUCACGCAACCCCCCACCACGCGUCGACGACCUCAAUCACGACGAUCAGCACCCACAAAAGUCGACGAGACGAUGACCACAACGUCGUCACGGACCAACCACAACCACCCCGACAUCACAGGAACGACGCGGCAGCGCCACGUCACCAACUCGCAAGCACACGAGAUCGAUGGAGCACUAGUAGCUGCCAUUUACAUCAUGUAA
Laccaria bicolor S238N-H82 is the source of this 492-nucleotide messenger RNA. RefSeq lists its product as uncharacterized. The coding region runs from base 1 to 492 and encodes 163 amino acids. The record is from RefSeq and is a predicted model, not a curated record. The transcript has 3 exons. NCBI's taxonomy places the organism in Eukaryota, Fungi, Basidiomycota, Agaricomycetes, Agaricales, Hydnangiaceae.